This is a messenger RNA of Polyodon spathula (Mississippi paddlefish), 2328 nucleotides long. RefSeq names its product beta-1,3-N-acetylglucosaminyltransferase lunatic fringe-like. Gene Ontology annotation, biological process: regulation of Notch signaling pathway. Gene Ontology annotation, cellular component: membrane. Gene Ontology annotation, molecular function: O-fucosylpeptide 3-beta-N-acetylglucosaminyltransferase activity. The record is from RefSeq and is a predicted model, not a curated record. Lineage: Eukaryota; Metazoa; Chordata; Actinopteri; Acipenseriformes; Polyodontidae. The transcript has 15 exons. Bases 146 to 2035 code for a protein of 629 amino acids.
CGGUUUGCAUCGUAAUCUCAACAGGCGGUACGUUCUUGUAUUAGAGUAAAAGACGAGCAUACACAAACAGCAUCAGCGAUCAAUGCAUUUUUAAUUUUCUUUUUACAGUUUGUACCGUUUGAAAAUAAUAAAAUCAGAUACAAAAAUGCUGAAAACUUGCGGUAAGAGGUUUUUGCUCUCCAUCGUUGGAGCUACCUUCACCUGCCUGGCUGUUCUGUUAGUGGCUCAGCUGCAGCAGCGAAGCCAGGUAGAGGCCGUCCCAAACGGGAGAGAGGUGGGGAUGCGCUCGCUGCAGAGCUUGGAGGACCUAGCCGAGAGUCACAACACACAGGAGCCACAACGGAGCCAGCUCGACCUUCAGCAGCAGGCUUCCAACCCGGAGCAAGGGAAAGGCUUCUCGGCUUAUUUCACCAAACUGACCCGGGACAGGAGGGAAGCAGAGAAGACAGAAAGCAACCCUCAGUCUGCGACCGAGAAACCGCCUAUGGAAGACAUCACACCGAAUGAUGUUUUCAUCGCAGUCAAGACCACGAAGAAGUUUCACCAAGCCCGACUGGCGCUGCUUUUAGAUACCUGGAUCUCAAGAAACGUGCAACAGACUUACAUCUUCACAGAUGGAGAGGACGAGGAGCUAAAGAAAAGAAUAGGAAGCCAUGCCAUUAACACAAACUGCUCAGCAGCACACAGCCGACAAGCUCUGUCCUGCAAGAUGGCAGUGGAGUAUGACAAGUAUAUUGAAUCUGGGAAAAAAUGGUUCUGCCAUGUGGAUGAUGACAACUACGUGAACAUGCAGACUCUGGUGAAACUGCUCUCCAACUACCCCCACACUCAGGAUAUCUACAUUGGGAAGCCGAGCCUGGACCGGCCCAUCGAAGCCACGGAGAGACUCGUUGACAUACCCCAAGAGAUUUGCAGCUCUCAUGAAGUCCUCAUCGUAGCACACCUAUGUUUAACCAUUGCACUGGAUGCCAGGAGACAGCAGCAUGUGUCCUUUCUGAGGCGGAGUGCGCCAGCAGAGCUCCUUUUCUACCUCCUGUCCACAUUCUUGGCUCAGCUGCAGCAGCGAAGCCAGGUAGAGGCCGUCCCAAACGGGAGAGAGGUGGGGAUGCGCUCGCUGCAGAGCUUGGAGGACCUAGCCGAGAGUCACAACACACAGGAGCCACAACGGAGCCAGCUCGACCUUCAGCAGCAGGCUUCCAACCCGGAGCAAGGGAAAGGCUUCUCGGCUUAUUUCACCAAACUGACCCGGGACAGGAGGGAAGCAGAGAAGACAGAAAGCAACCCUCAGUCUGCGACCGAGAAACCGCCUUACCUUCUGUUCUUGCAGACUUACAUCUUCACAGAUGGAGAGGACGAGGAGCUAAAGAAAAGAAUAGGAAGCCAUGCCAUUAACACAAACUGCUCAGCAGCACACAGCCGACAAGCUCUGUCCUGCAAGAUGGCAGUGGAGUAUGACAAGUAUAUUGAAUCUGGGAAAAAAUGGUUCUGCCAUGUGGAUGAUGACAACUACGUGAACAUGCAGACUCUGGUGAAACUGCUCUCCAACUACCCCCACACUCAGGAUAUCUACAUUGGGAAGCCGAGCCUGGACCGGCCCAUCGAAGCCACGGAGAGACUCGGAGACAACUUAAUGCGGCCAGUAAACUUUUGGUUUGCUACUGGAGGUGCUGGGUUCUGUAUCAGCCGUGGUCUGGCAUUGAAGAUGAGCCCAUGGGCAAGCGGAGGACACUUCAUGAACACAGCAGAGAAAAUCCGUCUCCCUGACGACUGCACGAUCGGCUACAUCAUCGAGUCUGUGCUGGGAGUCAAACUGAUCCGCAGCAACCAGUUCCACUCCCACCUGGAGAACCUGCAGCAGGUGCCCAAGUCUGAACUCCACAAGCAGGUGACAUUGAGCUAUGGAAUGUUUGAAAACAAGAGGAAUGCCAUUAACAUGAAGGGGGCUUUCCCUGUGGAGGAGGACCCAUCCAGGUUCAAGUCUGUACACUGUUUGCUGUACCCAGACACCCCCUGGUGCCCCUCUUAUGUUGUCUAAUAAUGACAAGCCACCCUCUUGUUAUCCUCGUCCCGUGCCACCCUGGUAUCUGAAGGGCCCGUGGGACCAGUGUCGUAUUCAGCUGUGCAGCUACUGUGUUUUUGCUGCAGUACUGCACAGCGUUUUGUUAGUUAUAUAUUGAGCUGCUGUGCGGCUUGCUGUUCUGUUACAGACUUUUCCUUCAGUGCUGUUACUAUCACCCCUGCUCGUCUAACCCUGUCAGUUCAGUAUGUCACAGAGCAAUGCUUCAGGGUUGGAGGAGGGAGCCAAGAAAUUAAAAAAAAAAAAAAAAA